GUUUGGUUUAGACUUUAACCAGUGUAAACAACGAAGAAGUAGAGAGCGUAUCCCGAUAUUCGCACCAGCCAGGACGGAUAACACUCGUUUCGACACUUUCCUGACCCCAAGGAUCAGUUUUUAUCGAAAUCAUCGGAAACAAUACAGAACGCGAUCGUCCAGUCGUGCGAAGAUAUUUCACAUCAAUACUUCUGUAAUACACUUUUAAUUUUUGUUUUUUAUAAAAUGUCCCUGUGCGUCUAUCAACCGCUUAACAGUGACAGAAAUGAAGAAGAAUUCUGUGAAAUUACCUUGACGAAACAUUUGGGGCACUCUUUGCCAGAAAUUUGUUCGCUGAGUGAUGUGGUGAGUGAGCUGAGUAAAGUUUUCGAAAGUGAGAAAGUCAACGUCGAAUUGGUGCACUACAUCAUGAGAUCCUACAAAUCUAACCCUGCGGAGUGGAAGAAAUAUGCCAAAUUUGAUCGAUUCAAAUACACGAGGAACUUAGUAGACGAUGGAAAUGGAAAAUAUAACUUAAUGGCACUUUGUUGGGGCGAAGGUCACGGUUCCAGUAUUCACGACCACGCAAACUCACACUGCUUUAUGAAAAUUCUACAGGGAUCAUUAGAGGAAGUCAGAUACGACUGGCCAAAAGAAGAAGAGGACGAACUUAAGGAAUCUGGUAGAAAAAUAUUAAACCUUAACGAUGUUUGUUAUAUUAACGAUUCAUUAGGCCUUCACAGAGUGGAAAACGUCUCAAGUUAUGAUACAGCUAUUAGUUUACAUUUAUAUUGUCCUCCAUACGAUCGAUGUUCAGUUUUCAAUCAGAAAACAGGAAAAAAAUCGCAAGCUACAGUCACAUUCUAUUCAAUGUAUGGAAAAAGAAACAAGGACCUUAAGGAUAUUUCAACACCUGAGGAUAAUUAGAAUAUAUUAAUUUAACUUUUUAAAAUUAUAAUCGACAUACUUAUAGUUUAACUAUUUGUUGAAAAUAAUGUAUAUAUAUAUAUAU
Messenger RNA from Sitophilus oryzae (rice weevil), 991 nucleotides. Its product is annotated as cysteine dioxygenase type 1. Gene Ontology annotation, molecular function: ferrous iron binding; cysteine dioxygenase activity. NCBI's taxonomy places the organism in Eukaryota, Metazoa, Arthropoda, Insecta, Coleoptera, Curculionidae. The transcript has 4 exons. Bases 226 to 906 code for a protein of 226 amino acids. The record is from RefSeq and is a predicted model, not a curated record. Gene Ontology annotation, biological process: L-cysteine catabolic process.